AUGUCUUGGUUAAAGGCAAGCGCGGAAGGCGCAUUCAAGAAACUAAAGCCGGAACCCGGCGGAAACGGCACGGGGUCUGGUAGUUCUGCCCUGUCACCUUCCCUGGGACCGCAGCAUGCCGGUCACACACCCACCACGGCGUCUUGUCCCACGCCAGCACGACGGCGACAUAGGACUACAUUUACACAGGAACAAUUAGCGGAAUUAGAAGCAGCGUUUGCCAAAUCACACUACCCCGAUAUCUACUGCAGAGAAGAGCUGGCGAGAACGACUAAACUCAACGAGGCUAGGAUACAAGUUUGGUUUCAAAAUCGUCGAGCGAAAUACCGCAAACAAGAAAAGCAGCUCCAAAAAGCGUUGGCACCAGCCGUCCUCCCUGGCUGCAAUGGCAUGAUGAGAAAUAUUCAGGGCUACAGAGGCUACCAGCCGUAUCCACAUCCUAACACUAUUAAUAGGUAUCCACAGCAUCACGGUAGCUACGAAGAGUUACAGAAGGACAUAUUCUCACUAUCGCAGAUGGGUGGCGGCUCAUAUCCGAUGCCACAAGGCUUUUCAAUGGGCCAUAGCGCAAACAUGAGCGCUGUUGGUAUGCGACAAGAUUCAAUGGGAAUGAGCGCUGAAGAUGAGUGGUAUAACAAAUCAUUGUCGGCACUCCGGAUGAACACGGGCCACCACGCGAACCUCGCAGCUGCUCCGAUGCUGCAAUACCAGACCUAA
Messenger RNA from Leptosia nina, 717 nucleotides. The record is from the annotation of a GenBank genome assembly. NCBI's taxonomy places the organism in Eukaryota, Metazoa, Arthropoda, Insecta, Lepidoptera, Pieridae.